AAUUUAAUGUCUAUAAAGCGUGUAUAAUGAAAGGAUAACUGGUGCCUAUCUCGAAUUGUCUCAAAUAUAUUUUUUAAAAGUAUAUAAGUGAUUUAUUCUGCUGCAUUAUAAUUAAUACUAAUUUGAAAAGGAACUAAAAGUUUCAGAAAAGGCUACCGGCCUCGGUGGAUAAGUUCUUUCUUGAAUUCUCUUUAUUCCUAUAUAUCGCUCAACGUCUAAACUUCGUUAUGUCGCAACUAGAAACUUGGGUAAAUGAUAAGUUGCAUGAUAUUGUUGGAAUGUCCAACAGACAGCUGACAGAAUUUAUGAUUGGGCUUGGAAAACGAGCCGUUACUCCUGAAGAAUUUAUUGAAAAGUUAAGAGAUACUAAUACAAUAGCAAUAGAUGAUGUUUCUUCGAAUUUUGCUGUAGAACUUUGGCACAAGUUACCUCAUAAAAAUGUUGUAAAGCAGGCGAGAAUUACCGAAGCUCAAUCAAUAGCUGAACAAAAACGCCAGAGAAGCUAUCAACUUGUAUCAGAGGAUAGUGAUGAGGAUGAACGGCCCAAAGUUAAAAAAUCUAAAAGAGAAAAAUCUACAAGACUGACAAGAAAUAUACGGCGUCGAAAAGCUUCUAGCAGUGAAGAGAGUGAAGAAGAACCUGAACCAGUUCGAUCUUCAAAACCGAAGAAAGAAGAAUCAUCUGAAGACGAAUAUGAUAAAUUGGAAAGGGAGCGUAUACAAGAUCUUAAGGAAAGAGAUGAACUCUCAGAGAGAAUCAAGGAAAAAGACAAAAAUUCUACUCGUAAUAUUAUGUCUAAGAGUGACAAGAAAGCAUAUGAAGAGGCUGCAAAACGGUUAAAAAUGCAAAAGCAAGACAAACAAAAAAUUGUACCGGAACUUCGGGACAAAUCUCGUAAAGAGUAUCUUGAAAAAAGAAGAAAAGAAAAGAUUGAUGAUUUAGAGUUGCAAAUUCAAGAAGAAGAAUACUAUUUUAAGGAUACUAAAUUAACAGAGAAAGAAAAGCAGCGCUUAAUGGAGAAAAAACAACAGUUGGAACUAGCGAGAGGUCACCAAAGAGCGGCUGACAUUAUGAAAAGAGACCGCUACUAUAUUCCCAAAGAGGGAGUUAAACCAGACAACAGAUAUGUUGAGGAAACUGAAAAAGGUAUUAACGAAAUGGCCUUAUGGGAGGAACAACAUGUAAAGGCAGCUCUAACAUCAUAUGGGUCUAAGGAUGCAGCCGGGCAAAAAAAAAAAGAAUAUGACAUGAUAAUGGACGAAGAAAUUGAGUUUGUCCAAACUAUAAAAAUGCCAGGGACAGGUGGCAAAAAAAAUAAAGUGCAACUAACUGAACAAGAUAUGAAGAAACUUUCAAUUGAAGAAACUAAAAGGUCUCUUCCCAUUUAUCCAUUCAAAGAAUCCCUUAUUGAAGCUGUUAGGGACCAUCAGGUCUUAAUCAUUGAAGGAGAAACUGGAUCUGGUAAAACAACACAAAUUCCUCAGUUUUUACACGAAGCAGGUUUUACAGAUAAUAAAAUGAAAAUUGGAUGUACACAGCCAAGACGAGUAGCCGCAAUGUCGGUAGCAGCAAGAGUUGCAGACGAAAUGAAUUUUAAACUCGGUAACGAAGUCGGAUACAGUAUUCGUUUCGAAGAUUGCACAUCUGAGAGAACUUUAAUAAAAUAUAUGACUGAUGGAAUGUUAUUGAGAGAAUUUCUUUCAGAACCUGAUUUAGGAUCAUAUUCAGUUAUGAUUAUAGAUGAAGCUCACGAACGUACCUUGCAUACUGAUGUAUUAUUUGGUUUAGUUAAAGACAUUGCCCGAUUCCGACCAGAUUUAAAAUUGUUAAUUUCUUCCGCGACUUUGGAUGCUGAAAAAUUUUCAGAGUUUUUUGAUGAUGCUCCCGUGUUCAGAAUUCCAGGACGUCGAUUUCCUGUAGAUAUAUAUUAUACUAAAGCUCCCGAAGCUGACUAUAUAGAUGCUGCCGUUGUUUCUGUCUUACAAAUUCAUAGUACACAACCUAAAGGAGACAUUUUAGUUUUUAUGACAGGACAGGAAGAAAUUGAUACUGCAACGGAAGUUCUUAUGGAAAGAACGAAACGUCUUGGAUCCAGAAUAAAAGAGUUAAUAAUAUGUCCUAUUUAUGCAAAUUUACCUAGUGAUCUUCAAGCUAAAAUUUUUGACCCAACCCCUCCUGAAUCAAGAAAAGUUGUUUUAGCGACAAACAUUGCCGAAACUUCAAUUACCAUUGAUGGAAUUGUCUAUGUUAUUGACCCAGGUUUCUCUAAGCAAAAAAGUUAUAAUGCCAGAACUGGUAUGGAGUCUCUGAUAGUUACACCGAUAUCUAAAGCCAAUGCUAAUCAAAGGGCCGGACGAGCUGGUAGAGUAUCAGCCGGAAAAUGUUUUAGAUUAUAUACUGCUUGGGCAUACAAACACGAAUUGGACGAAAAUACCAUUCCUGAAAUUCAAAGAACUAAUCUUGGAAAUGUUGUUAUACUCUUAAAAUCUUUGGGGAUAAAUGAUUUACUUCAUUUUGACUUUAUGGAUCCUCCACCACAUGAAACUUUAGUCAUAGCGUUGGAGCAACUUUAUGCAUUGGGAGCAUUAAAUCAUAUGGGAGAGUUGACGAAACUUGGUCGAAGAAUGGCUGAAUUUCCUCUCGAUCCAAUGCUCUCAAAAAUGCUUAUUGCAUCUGAAAAAUACAAAUGUUCGGAAGAAAUAUUAACAGUUGCCGCCAUGCUAUCAGUGAACAAUGCAAUUUUCUAUAGACCAAAAGAUAAGAUAGUUCAUGCUGAUACUGCCAGAACAAAUUUCUUUAAGCCUGGUGGAGAUCAUUUAACUCUCUUAAACGUUUACAAUCAAUGGGUUGAGACAAAUUAUUCAACUCAAUGGUGUUUCGAAAACUUUAUUCAGCAUCGGUCGAUGAAAAGAGCGAGAGAUGUAAGAGAUCAAUUAGAAGGAUUAUUGCAAAGAGUUGAAAUAGACAUACUUUCCAGCACCGAUUCAGUUGAUAUAAGAAAAGCCAUAACUGCUGGAUUUUUUUACCAUACCGCAAGACUAGGUAAAGGUGGCCAAUAUAAAACUGUUAAACAUCAGCAAACAGUUAUGAUUCAUCCAAAUUCAUCACUUUUCGAAACUCAACCAAGAUGGAUUGUUUAUCACGAAUUAGUAUUUACAACAAAAGAAUAUAUGAGACAAGUUUCAGAAAUUGAAAAUAAUUGGUUGUUAGAAGUAGCUCCCCAUUACUAUAAACAGAAAGAGCUUGAAGAUAAUUCCAAUAAAAAGUUGCCUAAAACAGUUGGCAAAAGUUGUUAGCAGAUUGAUAAACAAUAGAAGAGUUCAAGAGCAUAGAUGUCUAACCGAAGUUCAGACCUAACAAAUAUUGUUUUGCUAAAUAUUGAUUGAUAUUUAGGAAAAGCUAGGAUAAACGAUGUCUGAUAAAAUUUAUCAUUUAAUUUUUAGAUGGACAAGACGAUGAUGAGUUUUGUUGAGUUAAAAGUUAGACCUUGAAUAUAAGAUAUAUGCUAAAUUACAGGAAAGUGACAUAUAUCAUAGUUAAUACUUUAUCAUCAAAGGACUGUUUGGUGUAAGAUAUUUGAUGCGUCGUCUGCUCUAUUUUCCAUUCAAAAUCAUGUAAAUUAACUAUUUUUAUGUCUUCUCCAUGAC
Dimorphilus gyrociliatus is the source of this 3647-nucleotide messenger RNA. The record is from the annotation of a GenBank genome assembly. Lineage: Eukaryota; Metazoa; Annelida; Polychaeta; Dinophilidae.